GUUUUGCCCCUGGGGCCCCUGCCGAUGGGCCCAGAAUUGCCGCUUCUCCCACGACAGAAAGUCAUCCCAUAUCUGCAGGUACUUCCAGAGCGGGUUUUGCAGCUACGGAGAGCGAUGCAGCCGCGCGUUCUGUGGGGGCUGCAUCCGCAAGUGGCGUCGCAGCCGGGACUUCCAGAGCACGGUCAUCAAGGCCUGUCCAGAGUGCCGGGUCACCUCCAGUUACUACAUCCCUCACAAAUACUGGGUCUCAGAUGGGGGUGAGAAGGAGAAGCUCAUUGAAACCUUCAAGGCGCGGACGGGGAAAAUCAGGUGCAAGUUCUUUGUCCAGAACCGUGGCCGCUGCCCGUUCAAGUCAGACUGUAUCUACCUGCACGAGCUGCCCGAGUUCAGCCCUUCUCCCUUGGAAAGCUCUGAUGAGGAGGAUGAGUUCUGCAUGCUCGAAUGGGCUUUCACCCUGGCCCUGAUGGAGACGGACUUUCGCUUCUUCACGGACUUCAGUGACUCCGACUAA
This is a messenger RNA of Phaethon lepturus (White-tailed tropicbird), 511 nucleotides long. Its product is annotated as probable E3 ubiquitin-protein ligase makorin-2. The record is from RefSeq and is a predicted model, not a curated record. Gene Ontology annotation, molecular function: metal ion binding; ubiquitin protein ligase activity. Gene Ontology annotation, biological process: protein polyubiquitination. The annotation marks the transcript as partial. The transcript is spliced from 5 exons. Lineage: Eukaryota; Metazoa; Chordata; Aves; Phaethontiformes; Phaethontidae.